AUGGCAAGGCCUGGAAACAAGAUCAUACAAGCCAAAAUGGUGCUUCUUGGGGACAUGGGUACUGGGAAAACCAGUCUAGUACUAAGAUUUGUCAAAGGCCAGUUCUUGGAUCAUCAGGAACCAACCAUAGGAGCAGCCUUCUUCACUCAAAUACUGUCGUUAACAGAAGCGACGGUGAAGUUCGACAUAUGGGACACAGCAGGCCAAGAAAGAUACCAUAGCUUGGCUCCUAUGUACUACCGUGGUGCAGCAGCGGCCGUGGUUGUAUACGACAUUUCAAAGAUGGACACAUUCACUCGAGCCAAAAAAUGGGUUGAAGAACUCCAACGACAAGGGAACUCAAACUUGGUGAUGGCAUUGGUUGCAAACAAGUGUGACUUGGAGCCCAAGAGAGAGGUUGAGACAGAGGAAGGAGAACAAUUUGCACAAGAGAAUGGGAUGUUUUAUAUUGAAACAUCAGCAAAAACUGCAGAAAACAUUAACGAGCUCUUCUAUGAAAUAGCAAAGAGACUUGCAAAAGCUUUCCCCUCAAAGCCUACAGGAAUGAAUCUAAACAAUGAAGUUCGAGACCGAAGAAAACUAUCUUGCUGCUUAGGUUAA
This is a messenger RNA of Morus notabilis, 600 nucleotides long. RefSeq names its product ras-related protein RHN1. Gene Ontology annotation, molecular function: GTP binding; GTPase activity. NCBI's taxonomy places the organism in Eukaryota, Viridiplantae, Streptophyta, Magnoliopsida, Rosales, Moraceae. The record is from RefSeq and is a predicted model, not a curated record. The transcript is spliced from 7 exons. Bases 1 to 600 code for a protein of 199 amino acids.